Messenger RNA from Rhincodon typus (whale shark), 826 nucleotides. RefSeq names its product alpha-1-antitrypsin-like protein GS55-MS. The record is from RefSeq and is a predicted model, not a curated record. The transcript is spliced from 3 exons. Gene Ontology annotation, biological process: negative regulation of endopeptidase activity. Bases 85 to 774 code for a protein of 229 amino acids. Gene Ontology annotation, molecular function: serine-type endopeptidase inhibitor activity. Lineage: Eukaryota; Metazoa; Chordata; Chondrichthyes; Orectolobiformes; Rhincodontidae.
CAGAUCUGUUUACAGUUUCUGCAGUAUAAAUUAGCAUUAAACACCGAGGACCAUGUAGAAAAGAGAAGAAAGUCACAGUUAAAGAUGAGGAAACUAAUUCCUGUAGCUUUGUUACUCACUGUGCUCUACAGUGGAAGAGCUAUUACUAAUGGAAAAAUGACUGCAGUGAAGGCUACAACUCAACAAGCGCAUUCUGCUUCAAGAACUAAAAGCAAUCUGUCUGCACUCAAACUUUCAGCUGCAAAUACAGAUUUUGCCUUGCGUCUCUACAGACAGAUUGCCUCUCAGCCAAGCUCAACUUCCAAGAAUAUUUUCUUCUCUCCUAUAAGCAUCUCCUCCAGCCUGGCCAUGUUGUCACUGGGUGCAAAACAUAACACUCGGGAUCAGCUACUACGUGUUCUUGGGUACUCCAAUAUGUCAAAGAACGAUGCAGCCGAGGUGCAUGCAACAUUCAGAUACCUCCUGCAGGAGUUAACUGGUGAAAAUAGUGAGCUGCAUAUGAUGAUGGGGAGCUCUCUCCACAUCCAGCAGGGAUUAAGUCUUCAAAAGAAAUUCCUUGACGAUACAAGGCAAUUUUAUAAGGCAGAGACACUCAGUGCUGAUUUCAGAGUAUUAGACAAAGCAAAAAGAAAGAUCAACACUUACGUGAGAAAGCAAACAAAUGGCAAAAUCCAAGAAUUCAUUAAAACGCUUAAUCGAAACACUGUAAUGGUACUUAUCAAUUAUGUCUUGUUCAAAGGUUCUUCUCAGAGACCAGGGCAGUUGGUACACUAAAUACAAAGUGUCUUAAUCAUUGGUUAAGAGCAACAGCUUACAGCAACAGGUG